This is a messenger RNA of Rotaria socialis, 1545 nucleotides long. The record is from the annotation of a GenBank genome assembly. Lineage: Eukaryota; Metazoa; Rotifera; Eurotatoria; Philodinida; Philodinidae.
AUGUCGUAUACGUUACUUGUUUUACUAUUGGGAUCUUUUACGUUGAUAUCUGCUGAAACUUCUUCAGUACUUCAUCAGAUAAAAGAACGUUUAGAAAAUUUAGCUCAACAAUUACCAAUAAAAACAUUCGAAAAACUACCAGAUGCUUCUUCCUAUUUAAACGACGAUCUAACAAAUAAUAAUCCGCAUAUAAUCAAUGUGAACGAACAAUUAACAAGCAUUAUUCGUGAAUGGACUCCACGUCUUCUAGUUCUUGAUCCAACAUCUCCUUAUUACUUUUCAAAAUUUAAUAAUAUUUCAGAACCUGAACAUGAUCGAAAUCUUCUUUCUUAUUUACAAGCAAUUGAAACCAAUGAAACAUUUGUUUCUCCAUUUGUUAGUGUAUUACCACACUCAUAUCGUAAUGCUCUUCAACUACUAUCAGUUUUUCAUUGUGAUGAAUUGAUUCAUCCAACGGUACUUUCAUUCUUUCAUAAUAUUGAACUUAUUGUUGGUCCUGGUCAAACUGAAUUGCCCAUAGAACGACAAUCAGAUAUGUUCUCAAAAUUAUAUUGUUCUCUAUAUGGUUCGCCACAAUUUAUUUUACUUGAUCCAACAAAACUAACAUACGAUGCAGAAAUUUUACUUACACAAGAGAAUCUUUCUGAUACAGGUUUCUCUUCUACACGUUUACAAUCUGGUACUUGUUUAUAUGUGCCACCUGAUUGGAUUGCAGGUGCUCAACUUAACAAUAGCAUUUCGUUAGUUUAUACAUUGAAAACUAUUGAAAACAAAAUUCAAAACGAGACUGAUAAUCAACCGUUGUUAUGUACUAGCGUUAAUUCAACGACAUUAAAUAAAAUAGACUUUACUAUUUCUGAUGAAUUCAAUGGCGAUGAAAUUGGUUUCAUAGUUUAUUUCUAUCAGUAUCUCAAUCCUCCUGUUUUCGAUAGACAUUAUACGAAUGAAACAUUUUUCGAAUAUUUUCAACAAGAUAGAAAUGUGUCACAAUUAGUUAUGAAAUGGACGCCAGCAUUAACAACUCUUAUUAAAACUACAUUGUUUAAACAACUUGAUGUAAAUAAAGAUGAUAAAUUUAGUGCAGCUGACUAUUUCGCUAUUAAACGAACACACUUAACACACAUACAAGGCGAAAUUCAUAAUAUCCUUGAAGAAUUACGGCAAGUUGUUAUUUCGCAAUAUAAUGAAUUAAAUGAAGCAAUAGUAAAAAUGACUCAACAAGCUGGGAAUCUAGGUUCGGAUGAAAAUGCAGAAGACAAUGUUUUAGAUAUAUUAGCUAGUUUACCUGAUAUAAUCAAAGAAAAAUUAAAAGAGAUCGAUUUCAAUGGUCAAGCAAUUUUAGAUAAAAUGAAAGAUAAAAGACCUAAACGGCCAUCAAGAAAUAGGGAUCAAGAUAGACACAGUACAAGAGACGAUGAUGCUUCAAUGCUUUUUGAUAAAGAUCAAAACGAAGACAUCAUAUACGCCGAUGAUCAAGAAGAAGAAGAAGAAAUAACAGCAGAACCAUUUAUCACCGAGAAGGAACCUCAUAGAACUGAUUUGUGA